AUGGACGCUGGGAAGACGCCUGCAUUCUACGAAGGCCAUGCGGCGCCGCUAAUCCAAAUCCUCGCAUGGCUGUUUAUGGCCUUUUCAACACUGUCUGUAUUGGCACACUUUGCUACGAAGAAGGCUAUGUCAAGACCAUUCACAACAGCCGACGGGAUAUUGUCAACCGCGCUUAUUCUAGACAUAGGACAGGCUAUCACAUUUCUUAGUCCUGCUGGUCAAGCGAUUGGAAACUCGCAGUCUGAUUAUCCAAAAGAUACAAUUAUGCAAGCUUGGAAGGCAAUGUAUAUUGGAGAUAUGCUCUUUGUGUUCACACUUGUUGCUGCAAAACUUUCGCUAUUAGUCCCUUUUACGGCAGUGACACCCGUUGUCAAGCACCGCUUGAUGAUGUACACAACAAGUGCAGUCACUGUUGUUUGGGGAGUAACCGCUGUGUUUCUGAUAGCCUUCCAGUGCCCAUCGCCACAAAGAUGGGACAUUGCAAACCCACAAUGUAUGAACUUUCGCAGCAUCCGAACAUUCAACGCCGUGAUGAACAUCAUUACCGAUUUGGCGCUGGCCAUAGUACCUACGUUGAUGGUAAUACCACUGCAAGUUGGAUCUGACAGAAAGCUCACUCUUCUAAUUGGAUUCUGGUGUCGUGUGAUUGUCAUGGCAGCAUCGGCCGUCCAAAUCUUUUUCAUCUUGGACCUCUCCUUGCAGGACAACAAUCUACUCAAUACAAUCUGGCCCAUAGUUGUUAGUGGACAGGUUGUACAAGUCACCAGUAUCAUGACCUCGACGAUACCAUUCCUCAAGCCGUUCCUUGUCAGUCUCGAGUCGUCCCUGACCCUCAGCCCGAACAGCGUAGUUCACACCACAACAUUGGGUUACAAAACGACAGGGAGUACAGGCCGCCACCCAUCGAGCUACAUCAAGAUUGGGACUCCGAACAGUCAAGGAGCAAGAACCAGCAAGCUUAGCAACAUCUGGGUCACGGCAGAUUUUGAAGUCAAGGGAGAGCCUAGCAUGGAAUUAUCUGAGCGGAGAGGGAAUUGA
Molecule: messenger RNA, 1038 nt
Organism: Bipolaris victoriae FI3
Lineage: Eukaryota; Fungi; Ascomycota; Dothideomycetes; Pleosporales; Pleosporaceae
Exons: 5
Coding region: 1-1038 (345 amino acids)
Source: RefSeq, a predicted model, not a curated record